AUGAACGGAGAAAAGUACUACACCCUCGCCGAAAUUAACCAGCAGCUCGAGUCCCGCAAGGGCUGGGAGCGCCGCCGCUAUGAAUGGGAAUUGUCUCUGAUCGACUUUGUCGCUCGAAACGUGGCCGACGAGCCUCUCCGCGAAACCCUAGCCAUGCCUCCGGACAUGCGGGACGAAGAAGGUUUCGUUGACGAUGAAAUGCAUGUCUGGGGAUGGGUGCCUUGUGGCUACAAGGGGAUAGAAGUUACCCAAGAAUUCGCGAAAGAGGUUCUUGCGGAUGCGGUGCUGGUGAUGCUGAAUGAGCGGUUGAAGAAAUUGAAGAAUUAUGUUGGCCUGUAUUAUGGAGGUGUGGAGGAUGGCUAUCAACGCAUAUACAUCAAUUACGUUGAAGAAGAGCCUGAGCUUCCGGAUCAUCUCAAAGACCUUCCAGUCCUCAAGAUGCAGAAGUGGGACCCGUCGAUAAAGAUCAAGUCGAAUUUCGGAAAAUCGUACCUGUAG
This is a messenger RNA of Talaromyces amestolkiae, 498 nucleotides long. RefSeq lists its product as uncharacterized. The record is from RefSeq and is a predicted model, not a curated record. The transcript has 2 exons. NCBI's taxonomy places the organism in Eukaryota, Fungi, Ascomycota, Eurotiomycetes, Eurotiales, Trichocomaceae. The coding region runs from base 1 to 498 and encodes 165 amino acids.